UAGACUGGAACUUGAAAAAGACUAAAAUAUGGAAAGAACAGAAGAGAAUGAGACAUGGAGGAUACAGCUAAACCAAUGCUUAGGUUGAAUCAAGGACCAUGCCACAUGCUUUGUGGACACUGUGGGUCUUGGGGACCGUCAUCAGCCUGUUCAAGGAAGGGGCCCCUGAUCAGGCUUCUUCUCUGACUUGUGACCCCACUGGGAUCUGCGAUGGCCACUCCAGAUCUUUAAUCUCCAUCCCCUCAGGGCUCAUGGCAACGGUGAAGAGCCUCGACCUGUCCAACAACAAGAUCGCCUAUGUCAGCAACAGUGACCUGCGGAUGUGUGUGAACCUCAAGGCUCUGAGGCUGGGAUCCAAUAACAUUGACACGAUAGAGGAAGAUUCCUUUUUCUCCCUGGGGAGUCUGGAACAUUUGGACUUAUCCUAUAAUCUCUUACCUAAUUUAUCAGCCUCCUGGUUCAGGCCCCUGACUUCCUUGAACUUCUUAAACUUACUGGGAAACCCUUACAAAACACUCGGGAAAACAUCUCUUUUUUCUCAUCUCACCAACUUGCGAAUCCUAAAAGUAGGACACAGUUACCACUUCACUGAAAUUCAGGAAAAGGAUUUUGUUGGGCUGACUGUUCUUAAGGAACUUGAGAUUGAUGCUUCCAAUCUCCAGAAGUAUGGGCCAAACAGUUUGAAGGUGAUUCAGAACAUCAGCCACCUGAUCCUUCAUAUGAAGCAGCCUGCUUUCUUGCCGGAGAUUUUUGUAGAUCUUGUAAGUUCCUUGGAACAUUUGGAACUGAGAGAUACUCGUUUGGGCACUUUCCGUUUUUCAAAAGUAUCCACCAAUGAAACCAAGACAAUUAAAAAGUUCACCUUUAGAAAUGUGGAAAUCACGGAUGAAAGUUUUAAUGAGAUGGUGAGACUGUUGAAUUAUGGUUCUGACAUAUUAGAUGUGGAGUUUGAUAGCUGCACCCUUGAUGGAGUUGGUGAUUUUGACCCUGCUAUGGACACAAAUAAAGAUGUCAGUAAAAUAGAGACAUUAACAAUACGGAGGUUGUAUAUUCCACAUUUUUACUCAUUUUAUGAUCUGAGGAGUUUAUAUUCACUUACUGGAACAGUUAAAAGAAUCACAAUAGAAAACAGUAAGGUUUUCCUAGUUCCUUGUUUACUUUCGCAAAACUUAAAAUCACUGGAAUAUUUGGACCUCAGUGGCAACUUAAUAGUUGAAAACUCGUUGAAAAACGCAGCCUGUGAGUAUGCCUGGCCCUCCCUGCAAACCUUAAUUUUAAGGCAGAAUCAUUUGAGAUCGUUAGAACAAACCGGAGAAACUUUGCUUACUCUGAAAAAUCUGACUAACCUUGAUAUCAGUAGGAAUAAUUUCCAUCCUAUAUCUAAAACUUGUCAGUGGCCAGAAAAGAUGACAUGUUUGAACUUAUCCAGUACAAGAAUACAGAGUUUAACUGAAUGCAUUCCUCAGAAACUGGAAAUUUUAGAUGUUAGCAACAACAGCCUCAGUUCGUUUUCGUUGACGAUGCCACAACUCAGAGAACUUUAUAUUUCCGGAAAUAAGUUGAAGACUCUACCAGAUGCUUCCUCCUUACCCAUGUUACUAGUCAUGAGAAUCAGCAGAAAUACAAUAAAUACUUUCUCUAAGGAGCAACUUGAUUCUUUUCGAAAACUGAAGACUUUGGAAGCCGGCAGCAACAAUUUCAUCUGUUCCUGUGAAUUCCUGUCCUUCACUCAGGGGCAGCCAGCACUGGCCCAAGUCCUGAUCGACUGGCCAGAAAACUACCUGUGUGAUUCUCCAUCCCAUGUGCGGGGCCAGCGGGUGCAGGACACUCAUCUCUCGGCUUCUGAGUGCCACAGGGUGGCUCUGGUGUCUGCCGUAUGCUGUGCCCUUUUCCUGCUGAUCGUGCUCGCUGGGGUUCUGUGCCACCGUUUCCAUGGCCUGUGGUACAUGAAAAUGAUGUGGGCCUGGCUCCAGGCCAAAAGGAAGCCCAAGCGAGCCCCCCAGAGGGACCUCUGUUACGACGCCUUUGUGUCUUACAGUGAGCAGGAUUCCCACUGGGUGGAGAACCUGAUGGUCCAGGAGCUGGAGCACUUCAACCCUCCCUUUAAGCUGUGUCUUCAUAAGCGGGACUUUGUUCCUGGCAAAUGGAUUAUUGACAACAUCAUUGACUCCAUCGAAAAGAGCCACAAAACCAUCUUCGUGCUUUCCGAGAACUUUGUGAAGAGCGAGUGGUGCAAGUACGAACUGGACUUCUCCCAUUUUCGCCUCUUUGAUGAGAACAACGAUGCCGCCAUUCUCGUUCUGCUGGAGCCCCUGGAGAAGAAGGCCAUUCCCCAGCGUUUCUGUAAGCUGCGCAAGAUCAUGAACACCAAGACCUACCUGGAGUGGCCCACUGAUGAAACCCAGCAGGAGGGGUUCUGGUUAAAUUUGAGAACUGCAAUAAAGUCCUAAGAUCCUUCAUUAAAGGCCAGUCUUGGAUUAGUA
This is a messenger RNA of Myotis lucifugus (little brown bat), 2483 nucleotides long. It is a transcript of the gene TLR2, whose product is annotated as toll like receptor 2. The coding region runs from base 99 to 2450 and encodes 783 amino acids. The transcript has 2 exons. The record is from RefSeq and is a predicted model, not a curated record. Gene Ontology annotation, molecular function: triacyl lipopeptide binding; protein binding; transmembrane signaling receptor activity. Gene Ontology annotation, cellular component: membrane. Lineage: Eukaryota; Metazoa; Chordata; Mammalia; Chiroptera; Vespertilionidae. Gene Ontology annotation, biological process: inflammatory response; immune response; toll-like receptor signaling pathway.